AUGACGCCAGUUCCAUCUGAAGCCACUGCCACGAUGUCAUUGCCACAGGAUGAAAAUACCUCGUUGGUGCAGCAGGGAGUCAAGUCCAAGGAGCUGCACUCGGGAACGGUGACUCUGUUGGACGGACGUCGACUUACCUUCCAAGUUAGCGUAAGUUUAUGAAUCUGUAUAUGAAUCUGUAUUGCUCAUUUUGUUUAUUUUCUAAUUUUCUUUAAGACACUAAAAGUUUUUGAUGAUUAUCAUUUGAGCGGUAGCAGUUUUUAAUAAAAAUAAUUUUAUACCUAAUUUUUUGUUUAUUUUGGAGAGUUUGUAUAAAAUAUUUAUUUUUAUUUUAUGAUUAACUUAUCGUUUGUUUUAGAAAAACGCCGAUGGAGAAGUAUUGUUCAACUUGAUCACUGAUGCUGUCGGACUGAUCGAAAAGGAUUACUUUUCUUUGGCCUUCUACGACAAUACACCUGUCAGAGUAAGUAACAUUUUUUAUACUUUCACUAUUAAUUUGUACUUUUUUCAUUAAGAGUACAAUUUAUGAAAGUUUAAGUAUUUUUUUGAUGCUUAUAUAUGUUAGUUUUUUAAAAUACAUUUACAUUUUGACGUUGCUUACGGUACUGUUUUAGAAAUGGCUGUAUAAAAACAAAAAGAUUCAAAAACAGGUCAAGGAUUUGCCAUGGGACUUCUCAUUGGAAGUCAAAUUUUACACACCUGAUCCCAGUCAGCUUGCUGAUGACUUUACUCGACACUUACUCACCCUCCAACUCAGAGCUGAUAUCUACAAUGGAAGGUAACGCUUAUUAUUCCACUUAAAGUUUAGGCCUUAAGCUACUAGUUUAUGGUAUUUAAUCAGAAACUAUGUUGACUAUGUCACUAUUUUGGCAUUUAACUUUAUAAAAUGACCAACCUUAAUUUAUUUUAGACUACCCGCUUCCUUGGUGAAUCAAGCUCAUCUGGGCUCACUGAUUGCACAAGCCGAAUUGGGAGACUACUCUCCCGAUAUGGACUACAAGGACGCCCUAACCAAGCUCAACAUUGUGCCUCAACUGUCCGAAGAGCUCGAAGCCAAGACCAUUCAGCUCUACAAAGAUCAGAAAGGAAAAACACCCCCUGAAGCCGAAAUGGGAUUCCUGAUGACGUGCCGUGAGCUGACCCUUUAUGGAAUGGUCAUGUUCUCGGCAAGGCACAAUGGAAAACCAGUUCGAAUUGGUAUCAACUCGGCUGGAAUCAGCGUCUUCCAGGAGCAUUUGCGACAGAACUAUAUUGUUUGGCAGGGAAUGCACCAGUUGGAGUACCAGCGGAAAACCUUCACAUUGAAGCUCAAGCAUGGAGAGGUAAACAGGCUUUAAUGUCUUGAACUGUAUUUAAGGCCUUUUAACUUUCUUUUAUGAUUUUUUAUGCAUAAUAGUCAUUGUAUAAUGCUGUAAAAUUAAAUUUUCUUAAGUAAUCUUCUUUUUCAGAAGGAAGGAAAGUCAUCACUGACCUUCAAACUCGACGCCGAACCUCUGGCCAAGCUUUGCUGGAGAACGUCUGUCGAACAUCACACCUUCUUCCGCCUGAUGCAGCCCGAGGACAAGCCCAACAAGAGCGGGUUCUUCCAGUUGGGCUCGGGCCGUUUCCGCCCUGAAGGCCGCACACAUUUCCAAACAAAGAUGGCUAGCCAAAUGUUUGAUGGUACUCCCACUGCCGGUCCACAGAUCUCAAGCGCACAAGUCGUGAGCCGUUCAUCGGAGAAUCGUAAGUUGUUGUUAAUUAUGACAAUAUUCUUGAUUUAAGUUUACAUACAAAGGUUAGUAAUGUUAAGUUUUAAAAAAGUUUUUAAAUUUGAUUUAUUUUUUUUAUUUUCUUGUUUAAUUUAAAUAUUUUAGUUCCUUCUACACAUCAAGGAUCUUCUCCUUUGCAUUUCGCCGACGAUAAGGAGGUAAGUUUUAGCAAAUGUAGUUUUUAUAUUUUUGCAGAUGUAAUGUUUAUUAGUAACAUAUUGUCAUGGUUCUUUAACACUGUUUCAGGGAAACUCGCCUCAAAAGCGGUACACCCUGAUCAGCAGUCAAUUCGACGAAACGACCAGUCCACAGGUUUCGACAAUGGAAAGAUCAGGAACCGAGGUGGGUACAGCUUCUGAUUCGGGGAUAGAAAAUGCGAAGUCAUUGGACAGUCCCCUUUUUGUAUCCACGACCACUGAAAUCACCGCUAAAACAACGAUGAUUACGCGCUCGGGUCGUUACACUGUCACUGAAACACCGUCACCGCGUUUUUUGCGACCCCAAGAAAACGUGCCACACCCGGAACAACCGGAGACUUGGCCGGACGAGAAUGUACGCGCCGGUCGUCCGGUGGUUUCAACGCCAACGUUCUUGUCAGCCAAAUGGUUUUCGAGACAACGCCGCAUUCCCCCGCUAGGCAGUAGAACGUCCCACGACCCCGCUAGACGCAACUCGCCCCCCACCCCCACUAGAACCUCUAUUUCCGUACCUCCCAAGUUUGGGUUGCACUCUGAAAAACGCGAGCUACACACCGAAAGCGCACGCUACACGACAAAGACGCCUGCACGAUCAUUGUCAGCUAUACCAUACGCGCAACUAAUCGCUACGUCGCCAAGCGGCGACCAACUACUACCUAUUGUUAGGGAAGUCAACGAAAGCGUGCUUACAACGCUAAUGAGCCUCCCUUCCCGUUCGCAUACUGUAUUGGCUGAAUACAUUAGUAGCCCCGACAAUAGUCAACUGUCUACAGAACUCAUCUCAAACUACCGUGCCCUUCUGGCAGCUUCCGGUCAUACACCAGAACAAGUUGAGUACCGUGUUAGAGAAGCGAGUACUUCGCGGGUUUACUGCCGCCGAUCCCAUCUCUCACCUAAAACUCCAUAUUCAAAGCUACCAGCAAAUGCUGAAGAAGCUAUUCGAACGCGAACACCGUCGCCGAAUGUCAAUUUUGAUGAUUCUAUCAACCAUUGUAUUCGAAUUGUUGGAAUCGACAAUACCGUGCCACUAUAUAGGUACAACAUCAGCGCUGCCGAAGCUCAACGUGCCAUACGUAGAAGUGCUAAAAGCCCUGACAAUAGAAAAGAGUAUCAAAGUUUGACUAGAGAAGACAAUAUUACGGAAACGCCAAAGUCUCGCUUUGCUUUUGCAAAGAAAAAACGCCACGUCCCACGUCGGAAGUUGUUCGAAAGAGAUGAGUUUACACCAAUAUUGCACCAAAACCUCGAGAACGAAAUGCAAACUGUUCCUAUACGUUACUAUUCCAACAUUUACCAUUCAGGAAUCUAUAGUGAACACCACAAAAUAGUUGAACGAAAACAACACUCUGGCGAAGAGUCAGAAGGCGAUGCCAGUAAUACGGACUAUUCUUUUGAUGGACAACAGUACAUAGACAGCGAAAGACUUGAAAAAUCACAAGACUUAGAACCUGUUAACUUAAGACAAUGUGUUAAAAAGAUAAACUACCCAAAACAGAAAUACAGAGGUCCAUCACGUUUCCCAAAACCAGUAGCCGUUUUGCAUUUACAAAGAAUACGACGACCAAGUCAUGGCCAUAAAAACGGAUUUGCUCAAGUCGAUUUAUCGCCUAUACCUCGCGCAGAAGUACAACCAUUGCCAGAAUACCCUGUUAAUAACGUUCCUUAUACAGGACAUCUUGAUACCUUGUAUCCAAACAAAUUAUUUACGUCUCCUCUUCGCGAAAAUGUUGACGUGUACCAUUCUGGACUCAGUGAACCAUCACGAAACAGACGCUUUAAGUUCUUCACUUGGGCUAGACAUGAAGGAGAGGAAGAGGUCGGCGAUCAAGAUCCAGCUGGCUACAAGUUCGAUCAUACGCCUUACGAAGGUCCUCUCGACGAGACUAGCAAGUUUAACGAGAUCCAAACUGAACCGCUAGCCAGUCAUGUCACUAAAUAUCAUGGAGGCGAAUCCGUCGUUAAAGGCGACGAGGAAGAAGUGCACGAAGAACCUCAUGAUAAACAAACUGCGAUCAUUCACCUUCGCACUAAAGAAGAAGAACUUCAAGUUGAGGAGUUGAAACAAGCUAAAGCUCCAAAACAGCCGAAGGAAAAGAAGCCAAAGAAAGAAAAGAAAGACAAAGAUCAAGAGUCAUCAUUCUUUGGUAUUUUCAAACACAAAGAUCGCAAGCCACAAGAAGAAGGUCACGUUUCAACCCCGUCAACGUCAUCAUACCCAUUGGUUGGUGAACGUUACGAAGGUCCACUUGAAAAGGUAGGGAGAGAAAACGAACUUGAUUCUCAACCACUGCGUACUGAUGUCAAUGUGUACCAUUCUGGACUCAGUGAACCAUCACGAAACAGACGCUUCAAGUUCUUCACUUGGGCUAGACAUGAAGGAGAGGAAGAGGUCGGCGAUCAAGAUCCAGCUGGCUACAAAUUCGAUCAUACGCCUUACGAAGGUCCUCUCGACGAGACUAGCAAGUUUAACGAGAUCCAAACUGAACCGUUAGCCAGUCAUGUCACUAAAUAUCAUGGAGGCGAAUCUGUCGUUAAAGGCGACGAGGAAGAAGUGCACGAAGAACCUCAUGAUAAACAAACUGCGAUCAUUCACCUUCGCACUAAAGAAGAAGAACCUCAAGUUGAGGAGUUGAAACAAGCUAAAGCUCCAAAACAGCCGAAGGAAAAGAAGCCAAAGAAAGAAAAAGAAAGACAAAGAUCAAGAGUCAUCAUUCUUUGGUAUUUUCAAACACAAAGAUCGCAAGCCACAAGAAGAAGGUCACGUUUCAACCCCGUCAACGUCAUCAUACCCAUUGGUUGGUGAACGUUACGAAGGUCCACUUGAAGAGGUAGGGAAAGAAAACGAACUUGAUUCUCAACCACUGCGUACUGAUGUCAAUGUGUAUCAUUCUGGACUCAGUGAACCAUCACGAAACAGACGCUUCAAGUUCUUCACUUGGGCUAGACAUGAAGGAGAGGAAGAGGUCGGCGAUCAAGAUCCAGCUGGCUACAAAUUCGAUCAUACGCCUUACGAAGGUCCUCUCGACGAGACUAGCAAGUUUAACGAGAUCCAAACUGAACCGUUAGCCAGUCAUGUCACUAAAUAUCAUGGAGGCGAAUCCGUCGUUAAAGGCGACGAGGAAGAAGUGCACGAAGAACCUCAUGAUAAACAAACUGCGAUCAUUCACCUUCGCACUAAAGAAGAAGAACCUCAAGUUGAGGAGUUGAAACAAGCUAAAGCUCCAAAACAGCCGAAGGAAAAGAAGCCAAAGAAAGAAAAGAAAGACAAAGAUCAAGAGUCAUCAUUCUUUGGUAUUUUCAAACACAAAGAUCGCAAGCCACAAGAAGAAGGUCACGUUUCAACCCCGUCAACGUCAUCAUACCCAUUGGUUGGUGAACGUUACGAAGGUCCACAAAAGGUAGGGAGAGAAAACGAACUUGAUUCUCAACCACUGCGUACUGAUGUCAAUGUGUACCAUUCUGGACUCAGUGAACCAUCACGAAACAGACGCUUCAAGUUCUUCACUUGGGCUAGACAUGAAGGAGAGGAAGAGGUCGGCGAUCAAGAUCCAGCUGGCUACAAAUUCGAUCAUACGCCUUACGAAGGUCCUCUCGACGAGACUAGCAAGUUUAACGAGAUCCAAACUGAACCGUUAGCCAGUCAUGUCACUAAAUAUCAUGGAGGCGAAUCCGUCGUUAAAGGCGACGAGGAAGAAGUGCACGAAGAACCUCAUGAUAAACAAACUGCGAUCAUUCACCUUCGCACUAAAGAAGAAGAACCUCAAGUUGAGGAGUUGAAACAAGCUAAAGCUCCAAAACAGCCGAAGGAAAAGAAGCCAAAGAAAGAAAAGAAAGACAAAGAUCAAGAGUCAUCAUUCUUUGGUAUUUUCAAACACAAAGAUCGCAAGCCACAAGAAGAAGGUCACGUUUCAACCCCGUCAACGUCAUCAUACCCAUUGGUUGGUGAACGUUACGAAGGUCCACUUGAAGAGGUAGGGAAAGAAAACGAACUUGAUUCUCAACCACUGCGUACUGAUGUCAAUGUGUAUCAUUCUGGACUCAGUGAACCAUCACGAAACAGACGCUUCAAGUUCUUCACUUGGGCUAGACAUGAAGGAGAGGAAGAGGUCGGCGAUCAAGAUCCAGCUGGCUACAAAUUCGAUCAUACGCCUUACGAAGGUCCUCUCGACGAGACUAGCAAGUUUAACGAGAUCCAAACUGAACCGUUAGCCAGUCAUGUCACUAAAUAUCAUGGAGGCGAAUCCGUCGUUAAAGGCGACGAGGAAGAAGUGCACGAAGAACCUCAUGAUAAACAAACUGCGAUCAUUCACCUUCGCACUAAAGAAGAAGAACCUCAAGUUGAGGAGUUGAAACAAGCUAAAGCUCCAAAACAGCCGAAGGAAAAGAAGCCAAAGAAAGAAAAGAAAGACAAAGAUCAAGAGUCAUCAUUCUUUGGUAUUUUCAAACACAAAGAUCGCAAGCCACAAGAAGAAGGUCACGCUUCAACCCCGUCAACGUCAUCAUACCCAUUGGUUGGUGAACGUUACGAAGGUCCACUUGAAGAGGUAGGGAAAGAAAACGAACUUGAUUCUCAACCACUGCGUACUGAUGUCAAUGUGUAUCAUUCUGGACUCAGUGAACCAUCACGAAACAGACGCUUCAAGUUCUUCACUUGGGCUAGACAUGAAGGAGAGGAAGAGGUCGGCGAUCAAGAUCCAGCUGGCUACAAAUUCGAUCAUACGCCUUACGAAGGUCCUCUCGACGAGACUAGCAAGUUUAACGAGAUCCAAACUGAACCGUUAGCCAGUCAUGUCACUAAAUAUCAUGGAGGCGAAUCCGUCGUUAAAGGCGACGAGGAAGAAGUGCACGAAGAACCUCAUGAUAAACAAACUGCGAUCAUUCACCUUCGCACUAAAGAAGAAGAACCUCAAGUUGAGGAGUUGAAACAAGCUAAAGCUCCAAAACAGCCGAAGGAAAAGAAGCCAAAGAAAGAAAAGAAAGACAAAGAUCAAGAGUCAUCAUUCUUUGGUAUUUUCAAACACAAAGAUCGCAAGCCACAAGAAGAAGGUCACGUUUCAACCCCGUCAACGUCAUCAUACCCAUUGGUUGGUGAACGUUACGAAGGUCCACUUGAAAAGGUAGGGAGAGAAAACGAACUUGAUUCUCAACCACUGCGUACUGAUGUCAAUGUGUACCAUUCUGGACUCAGUGAACCAUCACGAAACAGACGCUUCAAGUUCUUCACUUGGGCUAGACAUGAAGGAGAGGAAGAGGUCGGCGAUCAAGAUCCAGCUGGCUACAAAUUCGAUCAUACGCCUUACGAAGGUCCUCUCGACGAGACUAGCAAGUUUAACGAGAUCCAAACUGAACCGUUAGCCAGUCAUGUCACUAAAUAUCAUGGAGGCGAAUCCGUCGUUAAAGGCGACGAGGAAGAAGUGCACGAAGAACCUCAUGAUAAACAAACUGCGAUCAUUCACCUUCGCACUAAAGAAGAAGAACCUCAAGUUGAGGAGUUGAAACAAGCUAAAGCUCCAAAACAGCCGAAGGAAAAGAAGCCAAAGAAAGAAAAGAAAGACAAAGAUCAAGAGUCAUCAUUCUUUGGUAUUUUCAAACACAAAGAUCGCAAGCCACAAGAAGAAGGUCACGCUUCAACCCCGUCAACGUCAUCAUACCCAUUGGUUGGUGAACGUUACGAAGGUCCACUUGAAGAGGUAGGGAAAGAAAACGAACUUGAUUCUCAACCACUGCGUACUGAUGUCAAUGUGUACCAUUCUGGACUCAGUGAACCAUCACGAAACAGACGCUUCAAGUUCUUCACUUGGGCUAGACAUGAAGGAGAGGAAGAGGUCGGCGAUCAAGAUCCAGCUGGCUACAAAUUCGAUCAUACGCCUUACGAAGGUCCUCUCGACGAGACUAGCAAGUUUAACGAGAUCCAAACUGAACCGUUAGCCAGUCAUGUCACUAAAUAUCAUGGAGGCGAAUCCGUCGUUAAAGGCGACGAGGAAGAAGUGCACGAAGAACCUCAUGAUAAACAAACUGCGAUCAUUCACCUUCGCACUAAAGAAGAAGAACCUCAAGUUGAGGAGUUGAAACAAGCUAAAGCUCCAAAACAGCCGAAGGAAAAGAAGCCAAAGAAAGAAAAGAAAGACAAAGAUCAAGAGUCAUCAUUCUUUGGUAUUUUCAAACACAAAGAUCGCAAGCCACAAGAAGAAGGUCACGCUUCAACCCCGUCAACGUCAUCAUACCCAUUGGUUGGUGAACGUUACGAAGGUCCACUUGAAGAGGUAGGGAAAGAAAACGAACUUGAUUCUCAACCACUGCGUACUGAUGUCAAUGUGUACCAUUCUGGACUCAGUGAACCAUCACGAAACAGACGCUUCAAGUUCUUCACUUGGGCUAGACAUGAAGGAGAGGAAGAGGUCGGCGAUCAAGAUCCAGCUGGCUACAAAUUCGAUCAUACGCCUUACGAAGGUCCUCUCGACGAGACUAGCAAGUUUAACGAGAUCCAAACUGAACCGUUAGCCAGUCAUGUCACUAAAUAUCAUGGAGGCGAAUCUGUCGUUAAAGGCGACGAGGAAGAAGUGCACGAAGAACCUCAUGAUAAACAAACUGCGAUCAUUCACCUUCGCACUAAAGAAGAAGAACCUCAAGUUGAGGAGUUGAAACAAGCUAAAGCUCCAAAACAGCCGAAGGAAAAGAAGCCAAAGAAAGAAAAGAAAGACAAAGAUCAAGAGUCAUCAUUCUUUGGUAUUUUCAAACACAAAGAUCGCAAGCCACAAGAAGAAGGUCACGCUUCAACCCCGUCAACGUCAUCAUACCCAUUGGUUGGUGAACGUUACGAAGGUCCACUUGAAGAGGUAGGGAAAGAAAACGAACUUGAUUCUCAACCACUGCGUACUGAUGUCAAUGUGUACCAUUCUGGACUCAGUGAACCAUCACGAAACAGACGCUUCAAGUUCUUCACUUGGGCUAGACAUGAAGGAGAGGAAGAGGUCGGCGAUCAAGAUCCAGCUGGCUACAAAUUCGAUCAUACGCCUUACGAAGGUCCUCUCGACGAGACUAGCAAGUUUAACGAGAUCCAAACUGAACCGUUAGCCAGUCAUGUCACUAAAUAUCAUGGAGGCGAAUCCGUCGUUAAAGGCGACGAGGAAGAAGUGCACGAAGAACCUCAUGAUAAACAAACUGCGAUCAUUCACCUUCGCACUAAAGAAGAAGAACCUCAAGUUGAGGAGUUGAAACAAGCUAAAGCUCCAAAACAGCCGAAGGAAAAGAAGCCAAAGAAAGAAAAGAAAGACAAAGAUCAAGAGUCAUCAUUCUUUGGUAUUUUCAAACACAAAGAUCGCAAGCCACAAGAAGAAGGUCACGCUUCAACCCCGUCAACGUCAUCAUACCCAUUGGUUGGUGAACGUUACGAAGGUCCACUUGAAGAGGUAGGGAAAGAAAACGAACUUGAUUCUCAACCACUGCGUACUGAUGUCAAUGUGUACCAUUCUGGACUCAGUGAACCAUCACGAAACAGACGCUUCAAGUUCUUCACUUGGGCUAGACAUGAAGGAGAGGAAGAGGUCGGCGAUCAAGAUCCAGCUGGCUACAAAUUCGAUCAUACGCCUUACGAAGGUCCUCUCGACGAGACUAGCAAGUUUAACGAGAUCCAAACUGAACCGUUAGCCAGUCAUGUCACUAAAUAUCAUGGAGGCGAAUCUGUCGUUAAAGGCGACGAGGAAGAAGUGCACGAAGAACCUCAUGAUAAACAAACUGCGAUCAUUCACCUUCGCACUAAAGAAGAAGAACCUCAAGUUGAGGAGUUGAAACAAGCUAAAGCUCCAAAACAGCCGAAGGAAAAGAAGCCAAAGAAAGAAAAGAAAGACAAAGAUCAAGAGUCAUCAUUCUUUGGUAUUUUCAAACACAAAGAUCGCAAGCCACAAGAAGAAGGUCACGCUUCAACCCCGUCAACGUCAUCAUACCCAUUGGUUGGUGAACGUUACGAAGGUCCACUUGAAGAGGUAGGGAAAGAAAACGAACUUGAUUCUCAACCACUGCGUACUGAUGUCAAUGUGUACCAUUCUGGACUCAGUGAACCAUCACGAAACAGACGCUUCAAGUUCUUCACUUGGGCUAGACAUGAAGGAGAGGAAGAGGUCGGCGAUCAAGAUCCAGCUGGCUACAAAUUCGAUCAUACGCCUUACGAAGGUCCUCUCGACGAGACUAGCAAGUUUAACGAGAUCCAAACUGAACCGUUAGCCAGUCAUGUCACUAAAUAUCAUGGAGGCGAAUCCGUCGUUAAAGGCGACGAGGAAGAAGUGCACGAAGAACCUCAUGAUAAACAAACUGCGAUCAUUCACCUUCGCACUAAAGAAGAAGAACCUCAAGUUGAGGAGUUGAAACAAGCUAAAGCUCCAAAACAGCCGAAGGAAAAGAAGCCAAAGAAAGAAAAGAAAGACAAAGAUCAAGAGUCAUCAUUCUUUGGUAUUUUCAAACACAAAGAUCGCAAGCCACAAGAAGAAGGUCACGCUUCAACCCCGUCAACGUCAUCAUACCCAUUGGUUGGUGAACGUUACGAAGGUCCACUUGAAGAGGUAGGGAAAGAAAACGAACUUGAUUCUCAACCACUGCGUACUGAUGUCAAUGUGUACCAUUCUGGACUCAGUGAACCAUCACGAAACAGACGCUUCAAGUUCUUCACUUGGGCUAGACAUGAAGGAGAGGAAGAGGUCGGCGAUCAAGAUCCAGCUGGCUACAAAUUCGAUCAUACGCCUUACGAAGGUCCUCUCGACGAGACUAGCAAGUUUAACGAGAUCCAAACUGAACCGUUAGCCAGUCAUGUCACUAAAUAUCAUGGAGGCGAAUCUGUCGUUAAAGGCGACGAGGAAGAAGUGCACGAAGAACCUCAUGAUAAACAAACUGCGAUCAUUCACCUUCGCACUAAAGAAGAAGAACCUCAAGUUGAGGAGUUGAAACAAGCUAAAGCUCCAAAACAGCCAAAGGAAAAGAAGCCAAAGAAAGAAAAGAAAGACAAAGAUCAAGAGUCAUCAUUCUUUGGUAUUUUCAAACACAAAGAUCGCAAGCCACAAGAAGAAGGUCACGCUUCAACCCCGUCAACGUCAUCAUACCCAUUGGUUGGUGAACGUUACGAAGGUCCACUUGAAGAGGUAGGGAAAGAAAACGAACUUGAUUCUCAACCACUGCGUACUGAUGUCAAUGUGUACCAUUCUGGACUCAGUGAACCAUCACGAAACAGACGCUUCAAGUUCUUCACUUGGGCUAGACAUGAAGGAGAGGAAGAGGUCGGCGAUCAAGAUCCAGCUGGCUACAAAUUCGAUCAUACGCCUUACGAAGGUCCUCUCGACGAGACUAGCAAGUUUAACGAGAUCCAAACUGAACCGUUAGCCAGUCAUGUCACUAAAUAUCAUGGAGGCGAAUCCGUCGUUAAAGGCGACGAGGAAGAAGUGCACGAAGAACCUCAUGAUAAACAAACUGCGAUCAUUCACCUUCGCACUAAAGAAGAAGAACCUCAAUUUGAGGAGUUGAAACAAGCUAAAGCUCCAAAACAGCCGAAGGAAAAGAAGCCAAAGAAAGAAAAGAAAGACAAAGAUCAAGAGUCAUCAUUCUUUGGUAUUUUCAAACACAAAGAUCGCAAGCCACAAGAAGAAGGUCACGCUUCAACCCCGUCAACGUCAUCAUACCCAUUGGUUGGUGAACGUUACGAAGGUCCACUUGAAGAGGUAGGGAAAGAAAACGAACUUGAUUCUCAACCACUGCGUACUGAUGUCAAUGUGUACCAUUCUGGACUCAGUGAACCAUCACGAAACAGACGCUUCAAGUUCUUCACUUGGGCUAGACAUGAAGGAGAGGAAGAGGUCGGCGAUCAAGAUCCAGCUGGCUACAAAUUCGAUCAUACGCCUUACGAAGGUCCUCUCGACGAGACUAGCAAGUUUAACGAGAUCCAAACUGAACCGUUAGCCAGUCAUGUCACUAAAUAUCAUGGAGGCGAAUCCGUCGUUAAAGGCGACGAGGAAGAAGUGCACGAAGAACCUCAUGAUAAACAAACUGCGAUCAUUCACCUUCGCACUAAAGAAGAAGAACCUCAAGUUGAGGAGUUGAAACAAGCUAAAGCUCCAAAACAGCCGAAGGAAAAGAAGCCAAAGAAAGAAAAGAAAGACAAAGAUCAAGAGUCAUCAUUCUUUGGUAUUUUCAAACACAAAGAUCGCAAGCCACAAGAAGAAGGUCACGCUUCAACCCCGUCAACGUCAUCAUACCCAUUGGUUGGUGAACGUUACGAAGGUCCACUUGAAGAGGUAGGGAAAGAAAACGAACUUGAUUCUCAACCACUGCGUACUGAUGUCAAUGUGUACCAUUCUGGACUCAGUGAACCAUCACGAAACAGACGCUUCAAGUUCUUCACUUGGGCUAGACAUGAAGGAGAGGAAGAGGUCGGCGAUCAAGAUCCAGCUGGCUACAAAUUCGAUCAUACGCCUUACGAAGGUCCUCUCGACGAGACUAGCAAGUUUAACGAGAUCCAAACUGAACCGUUAGCCAGUCAUGUCACUAAAUAUCAUGGAGGCGAAUCCGUCGUUAAAGGCGACGAGGAAGAAGUGCACGAAGAACCUCAUGAUAAACAAACUGCGAUCAUUCACCUUCGCACUAAAGAAGAAGAACCUCAAGUUGAGGAGUUGAAACAAGCUAAAGCUCCAAAACAGCCGAAGGAAACGAAGCCAAAGAAAGAAAAGAAAGACAAAGAUCAAGAGUCAUCAUUCUUUGGUAUUUUCAAACACAAAGAUCGCAAGCCACAAGAAGAAGGUCACGCUUCAACCCCGUCAACGUCAUCAUACCCAUUGGUUGGUGAACGUUACGAAGGUCCACUUGAAGAGGUAGGGAAAGAAAACGAACUUGAUUCUCAACCACUGCGUACUGAUGUCAAUGUGUACCAUUCUGGACUCAGUGAACCAUCACGAAACAGACGCUUCAAGUUCUUCACUUGGGCUAGACAUGAAGGAGAGGAAGAGGUCGGCGAUCAAGAUCCAGCUGGCUACAAAUUCGAUCAUACGCCUUACGAAGGUCCUCUCGACGAGACUAGCAAGUUUAACGAGAUCCAAACUGAACCGUUAGCCAGUCAUGUCACUAAAUAUCAUGGAGGCGAAUCCGUCGUUAAAGGCGACGAGGAAGAAGUGCACGAAGAACCUCAUGAUAAACAAACUGCGAUCAUUCACCUUCGCACUAAAGAAGAAGAACCUCAAUUUGAGGAGUUGAAACAAGCUAAAGCUCCAAAACAGCCGAAGGAAAAGAAGCCAAAGAAAGAAAAGAAAGACAAAGAUCAAGAGUCAUCAUUCUUUGGUAUUUUCAAACACAAAGAUCGCAAGCCACAAGAAGAAGGUCACGCUUCAACCCCGUCAACGUCAUCAUACCCAUUGGUUGGUGAACGUUACGAAGGUCCACUUGAAGAGGUAGGGAAAGAAAACGAACUUGAUUCUCAACCACUGCGUACUGAUGUCAAUGUGUACCAUUCUGGACUCAGUGAACCAUCACGAAACAGACGCUUCAAGUUCUUCACUUGGGCUAGACAUGAAGGAGAGGAAGAGGUCGGCGAUCAAGAUCCAGCUGGCUACAAAUUCGAUCAUACGCCUUACGAAGGUCCUCUCGACGAGACUAGCAAGUUUAACGAGAUCCAAACUGAACCGUUAGCCAGUCAUGUCACUAAAUAUCAUGGAGGCGAAUCCGUCGUUAAAGGCGACGAGGAAGAAGUGCACGAAGAACCUCAUGAUAAACAAACUGCGAUCAUUCACCUUCGCACUAAAGAAGAAGAACCUCAAGUUGAGGAGUUGAAACAAGCUAAAGCUCCAAAACAGCCGAAGGAAACGAAGCCAAAGAAAGAAAAGAAAGACAAAGAUCAAGAGUCAUCAUUCUUUGGUAUUUUCAAACACAAAGAUCGCAAGCCACAAGAAGAAGGUCACGCUUCAACCCCGUCAACGUCAUCAUACCCAUUGGUUGGUGAACGUUACGAAGGUCCACUUGAAGAGGUAGGGAAAGAAAACGAACUUGAUUCUCAACCACUGCGUACUGAUGUCAAUGUGUACCAUUCUGGACUCAGUGAACCAUCACGAAACAGACGCUUCAAGUUCUUCACUUGGGCUAGACAUGAAGGAGAGGAAGAGGUCGGCGAUCAAGAUCCAGCUGGCUACAAAUUCGAUCAUACGCCUUACGAAGGUCCUCUCGACGAGACUAGCAAGUUUAACGAGAUCCAAACUGAACCGUUAGCCAGUCAUGUCACUAAAUAUCAUGGAGGCGAAUCCGUCGUUAAAGGCGACGAGGAAGAAGUGCACGAAGAACCUCAUGAUAAACAAACUGCGAUCAUUCACCUUCGCACUAAAGAAGAAGAACCUCAAGUUGAGGAGUUGAAACAAGCUAAAGCUCCAAAACAGCCGAAGGAAAAGAAGCCAAAGAAAGAAAAGAAAGACAAAGAUCAAGAGUCAUCAUUCUUUGGUAUUUUCAAACACAAAGAUCGCAAGCCACAAGAAGAAGGUCACGCUUCAACCCCGUCAACGUCAUCAUACCCAUUGGUUGGUGAACGUUACGAAGGUCCACUUGAAGAGGUAGGGAAAGAAAACGAACUUGAUUCUCAACCACUGCGUACUGAUGUCAAUGUGUACCAUUCUGGACUCAGUGAACCAUCACGAAACAGACGCUUCAAGUUCUUCACUUGGGCUAGACAUGAAGGAGAGGAAGAGGUCGGCGAUCAAGAUCCAGCUGGCUACAAAUUCGAUCAUACGCCUUACGAAGGUCCUCUCGACGAGACUAGCAAGUUUAACGAGAUCCAAACUGAACCGUUAGCCAGUCAUGUCACUAAAUAUCAUGGAGGCGAAUCCGUCGUUAAAGGCGACGAGGAAGAAGUGCACGAAGAACCUCAUGAUAAACAAACUGCGAUCAUUCACCUUCGCACUAAAGAAGAAGAACCUCAAGUUGAGGAGUUGAAACAAGCUAAAGCUCCAAAACAGCCGAAGGAAAAGAAGCCAAAGAAAGAAAAGAAAGACAAAGAUCAAGAGUCAUCAUUCUUUGGUAUUUUCAAACACAAAGAUCGCAAGCCACAAGAAGAAGGUCACGUUUCAACCCCGUCAACGUCAUCAUACCCAUUGGUUGGUGAACGUUACGAAGGUCCACUUGAAGAGGUAGGGAAAGAAAACGAACUUGAUUCUCAACCACUGCGUACUGAUGUCAAUGUGUAUCAUUCUGGACUCAGUGAACCAUCACGAAACAGACGCUUCAAGUUCUUCACUUGGGCUAGACAUGAAGGAGAGGAAGAGGUCGGCGAUCAAGAUCCAGCUGGCUACAAAUUCGAUCAUACGCCUUACGAAGGUCCUCUCGACGAGACUAGCAAGUUUAACGAGAUCCAAACUGAACCGUUAGCCAGUCAUGUCACUAAAUAUCAUGGAGGCGAAUCCGUCGUUAAAGGCGACGAGGAAGAAGUGCACGAAGAACCUCAUGAUAAACAAACUGCGAUCAUUCACCUUCGCACUAAAGAAGAAGAACCUCAAGUUGAGGAGUUGAAACAAGCUAAAGCUCCAAAACAGCCGAAGGAAAAGAAGCCAAAGAAAGAAAAGAAAGACAAAGAUCAAGAGUCAUCAUUCUUUGGUAUUUUCAAACACAAAGAUCGCAAGCCACAAGAAGAAGGUCACGCUUCAACCCCGUCAACGUCAUCAUACCCAUUGGUUGGUGAACGUUACGAAGGUCCACUUGAAGAGGUAGGGAAAGAAAACGAACUUGAUUCUCAACCACUGCGUACUGAUGUCAAUGUGUACCAUUCUGGACUCAGUGAACCAUCACGAAACAGACGCUUCAAGUUCUUCACUUGGGCUAGACAUGAAGGAGAGGAAGAGGUCGGCGAUCAAGAUCCAGCUGGCUACAAAUUCGAUCAUACGCCUUACGAAGGUCCUCUCGACGAGACUAGCAAGUUUAACGAGAUCCAAACUGAACCGUUAGCCAGUCAUGUCACUAAAUAUCAUGGAGGCGAAUCCGUCGUUAAAGGCGACGAGGAAGAAGUGCACGAAGAACCUCAUGAUAAACAAACUGCGAUCAUUCACCUUCGCACUAAAGAAGAAGAACCUCAAGUUGAGGAGUUGAAACAAGCUAAAGCUCCAAAACAGCCGAAGGAAAAGAAGCCAAAGAAAGAAAAGAAAGACAAAGAUCAAGAGUCAUCAUUCUUUGGUAUUUUCAAACACAAAGAUCGCAAGCCACAAGAAGAAGGUCACGCUUCAACCCCGUCAACGUCAUCAUACCCAUUGGUUGGUGAACGUUACGAAGGUCCACUUGAAGAGGUAGGGAAAGAAAACGAACUUGAUUCUCAACCACUGCGUACUGAUGUCAAUGUGUACCAUUCUGGACUCAGUGAACCAUCACGAAACAGACGCUUCAAGUUCUUCACUUGGGCUAGACAUGAAGGAGAGGAAGAGGUCGGCGAUCAAGAUCCAGCUGGCUACAAAUUCGAUCAUACGCCUUACGAAGGUCCUCUCGACGAGACUAGCAAGUUUAACGAGAUCCAAACUGAACCGUUAGCCAGUCAUGUCACUAAAUAUCAUGGAGGCGAAUCCGUCGUUAAAGGCGACGAGGAAGAAGUGCACGAAGAACCUCAUGAUAAACAAACUGCGAUCAUUCACCUUCGCACUAAAGAAGAAGAACCUCAAGUUGAGGAGUUGAAACAAGCUAAAGCUCCAAAACAGCCGAAGGAAAAGAAGCCAAAGAAAGAAAAGAAAGACAAAGAUCAAGAGUCAUCAUUCUUUGGUAUUUUCAAACACAAAGAUCGCAAGCCACAAGAAGAAGGUCACGCUUCAACCCCGUCAACGUCAUCAUACCCAUUGGUUGGUGAACGUUACGAAGGUCCACUUGAAGAGGUAGGGAAAGAAAACGAACUUGAUUCUCAACCACUGCGUACUGAUGUCAAUGUGUACCAUUCUGGACUCAGUGAACCAUCACGAAACAGACGCUUCAAGUUCUUCACUUGGGCUAGACAUGAAGGAGAGGAAGAGGUCGGCGAUCAAGAUCCAGCUGGCUACAAAUUCGAUCAUACGCCUUACGAAGGUCCUCUCGACGAGACUAGCAAGUUUAACGAGAUCCAAACUGAACCGUUAGCCAGUCAUGUCACUAAAUAUCAUGGAGGCGAAUCCGUCGUUAAAGGCGACGAGGAAGAAGUGCACGAAGAACCUCAUGAUAAACAAACUGCGAUCAUUCACCUUCGCACUAAAGAAGAAGAACCUCAAGUUGAGGAGUUGAAACAAGCUAAAGCUCCAAAACAGCCGAAGGAAAAGAAGCCAAAGAAAGAAAAGAAAGACAAAGAUCAAGAGUCAUCAUUCUUUGGUAUUUUCAAACACAAAGAUCGCAAGCCACAAGAAGAAGGUCACGUUUCAACCCCGUCAACGUCAUCAUACCCAUUGGUUGGUGAACGUUACGAAGGUCCACUUGAAGAGGUAGGGAAAGAAAACGAACUUGAUUCUCAACCACUGCGUACUGAUGUCAAUGUGUAUCAUUCUGGACUCAGUGAACCAUCACGAAACAGACGCUUCAAGUUCUUCACUUGGGCUAGACAUGAAGGAGAGGAAGAGGUCGGCGAUCAAGAUCCAGCUGGCUACAAAUUCGAUCAUACGCCUUACGAAGGUCCUCUCGACGAGACUAGCAAGUUUAACGAGAUCCAAACUGAACCGUUAGCCAGUCAUGUCACUAAAUAUCAUGGAGGCGAAUCCGUCGUUAAAGGCGACGAGGAAGAAGUGCACGAAGAACCUCAUGAUAAACAAACUGCGAUCAUUCACCUUCGCACUAAAGAAGAAGAACCUCAAGUUGAGGAGUUGAAACAAGCUAAAGCUCCAAAACAGCCGAAGGAAAAGAAGCCAAAGAAAGAAAAGAAAGACAAAGAUCAAGAGUCAUCAUUCUUUGGUAUUUUCAAACACAAAGAUCGCAAGCCACAAGAAGAAGGUCACGUUUCAACCCCGUCAACGUCAUCAUACCCAUUGGUUGGUGAACGUUACGAAGGUCCACUUGAAGAGGUAGGGAAAGAAAACGAACUUGAUUCUCAACCACUGCGUACUGAUGUCAAUGUGUACCAUUCUGGACUCAGUGAACCAUCACGAAACAGACGCUUCAAGUUCUUCACUUGGGCUAGACAUGAAGGAGAGGAAGAGGUCGGCGAUCAAGAUCCAGCUGGCUACAAAUUCGAUCAUACGCCUUACGAAGGUCCUCUCGACGAGACUAGCAAGUUUAACGAGAUCCAAACUGAACCGUUAGCCAGUCAUGUCACUAAAUAUCAUGGAGGCGAAUCCGUCGUUAAAGGCGACGAGGAAGAAGUGCACGAAGAACCUCAUGAUAAACAAACUGCGAUCAUUCACCUUCGCACUAAAGAAGAAGAACCUCAAGUUGAGGAGUUGAAACAAGCUAAAGCUCCAAAACAGCCGAAGGAAAAGAAGCCAAAGAAAGAAAAGAAAGACAAAGAUCAAGAGUCAUCAUUCUUUGGUAUUUUCAAACACAAAGAUCGCAAGCCACAAGAAGAAGGUCACGCUUCAACCCCGUCAACGUCAUCAUACCCAUUGGUUGGUGAACGUUACGAAGGUCCACUUGAAGAGGUAGGGAAAGAAAACGAACUUGAUUCUCAACCACUGCGUACUGAUGUCAAUGUGUACCAUUCUGGACUCAGUGAACCAUCACGAAACAGACGCUUCAAGUUCUUCACUUGGGCUAGACAUGAAGGAGAGGAAGAGGUCGGCGAUCAAGAUCCAGCUGGCUACAAAUUCGAUCAUACGCCUUACGAAGGUCCUCUCGACGAGACUAGCAAGUUUAACGAGAUCCAAACUGAACCGUUAGCCAGUCAUGUCACUAAAUAUCAUGGAGGCGAAUCCGUCGUUAAAGGCGACGAGGAAGAAGUGCACGAAGAACCUCAUGAUAAACAAACUGCGAUCAUUCACCUUCGCACUAAAGAAGAAGAACCUCAAGUUGAGGAGUUGAAACAAGCUAAAGCUCCAAAACAGCCGAAGGAAAAGAAGCCAAAGAAAGAAAAGAAAGACAAAGAUCAAGAGUCAUCAUUCUUUGGUAUUUUCAAACACAAAGAUCGCAAGCCACAAGAAGAAGGUCACGCUUCAACCCCGUCAACGUCAUCAUACCCAUUGGUUGGUGAACGUUACGAAGGUCCACUUGAAGAGGUAGGGAAAGAAAACGAACUUGAUUCUCAACCACUGCGUACUGAUGUCAAUGUGUACCAUUCUGGACUCAGUGAACCAUCACGAAACAGACGCUUCAAGUUCUUCACUUGGGCUAGACAUGAAGGAGAGGAAGAGGUCGGCGAUCAAGAUCCAGCUGGCUACAAAUUCGAUCAUACGCCUUACGAAGGUCCUCUCGACGAGACUAGCAAGUUUAACGAGAUCCAAACUGAACCGUUAGCCAGUCAUGUCACUAAAUAUCAUGGAGGCGAAUCCGUCGUUAAAGGCGACGAGGAAGAAGUGCACGAAGAACCUCAUGAUAAACAAACUGCGAUCAUUCACCUUCGCACUAAAGAAGAAGAACCUCAAGUUGAGGAGUUGAAACAAGCUAAAGCUCCAAAACAGCCGAAGGAAAAGAAGCCAAAGAAAGAAAAGAAAGACAAAGAUCAAGAGUCAUCAUUCUUUGGUAUUUUCAAACACAAAGAUCGCAAGCCACAAGAAGAAGGUCACGCUUCAACCCCGUCAACGUCAUCAUACCCAUUGGUUGGUGAACGUUACGAAGGUCCACUUGAAGAGGUAGGGAAAGAAAACGAACUUGAUUCUCAACCACUGCGUACUGAUGUCAAUGUGUACCAUUCUGGACUCAGUGAACCAUCACGAAACAGACGCUUCAAGUUCUUCACUUGGGCUAGACAUGAAGGAGAGGAAGAGGUCGGCGAUCAAGAUCCAGCUGGCUACAAAUUCGAUCAUACGCCUUACGAAGGUCCUCUCGACGAGACUAGCAAGUUUAACGAGAUCCAAACUGAACCGUUAGCCAGUCAUGUCACUAAAUAUCAUGGAGGCGAAUCCGUCGUUAAAGGCGACGAGGAAGAAGUGCACGAAGAACCUCAUGAUAAACAAACUGCGAUCAUUCACCUUCGCACUAAAGAAGAAGAACCUCAAGUUGAGGAGUUGAAACAAGCUAAAGCUCCAAAACAGCCGAAGGAAAAGAAGCCAAAGAAAGAAAAGAAAGACAAAGAUCAAGAGUCAUCAUUCUUUGGUAUUUUCAAACACAAAGAUCGCAAGCCACAAGAAGAAGGUCACGCUUCAACCCCGUCAACGUCAUCAUACCCAUUGGUUGGUGAACGUUACGAAGGUCCACUUGAAGAGGUAGGGAAAGAAAACGAACUUGAUUCUCAACCACUGCGUACUGAUGUCAAUGUGUACCAUUCUGGACUCAGUGAACCAUCACGAAACAGACGCUUCAAGUUCUUCACUUGGGCUAGACAUGAAGGAGAGGAAGAGGUCGGCGAUCAAGAUCCAGCUGGCUACAAAUUCGAUCAUACGCCUUACGAAGGUCCUCUCGACGAGACUAGCAAGUUUAACGAGAUCCAAACUGAACCGUUAGCCAGUCAUGUCACUAAAUAUCAUGGAGGCGAAUCCGUCGUUAAAGGCGACGAGGAAGAAGUGCACGAAGAACCUCAUGAUAAACAAACUGCGAUCAUUCACCUUCGCACUAAAGAAGAAGAACCUCAAGUUGAGGAGUUGAAACAAGCUAAAGCUCCAAAACAGCCGAAGGAAAAGAAGCCAAAGAAAGAAAAGAAAGACAAAGAUCAAGAGUCAUCAUUCUUUGGUAUUUUCAAACACAAAGAUCGCAAGCCACAAGAAGAAGGUCACGUUUCAACCCCGUCAACGUCAUCAUACCCAUUGGUUGGUGAACGUUACGAAGGUCCACUUGAAGAGGUAGGGAAAGAAAACGAACUUGAUUCUCAACCACUGCGUACUGAUGUCAAUGUGUAUCAUUCUGGACUCAGUGAACCAUCACGAAACAGACGCUUCAAGUUCUUCACUUGGGCUAGACAUGAAGGAGAGGAAGAGGUCGGCGAUCAAGAUCCAGCUGGCUACAAAUUCGAUCAUACGCCUUACGAAGGUCCUCUCGACGAGACUAGCAAGUUUAACGAGAUCCAAACUGAACCGUUAGCCAGUCAUGUCACUAAAUAUCAUGGAGGCGAAUCCGUCGUUAAAGGCGACGAGGAAGAAGUGCACGAAGAACCUCAUGAUAAACAAACUGCGAUCAUUCACCUUCGCACUAAAGAAGAAGAACCUCAAGUUGAGGAGUUGAAACAAGCUAAAGCUCCAAAACAGCCGAAGGAAAAGAAGCCAAAGAAAGAAAAGAAAGACAAAGAUCAAGAGUCAUCAUUCUUUGGUAUUUUCAAACACAAAGAUCGCAAGCCACAAGAAGAAGGUCACGCUUCAACCCCGUCAACGUCAUCAUACCCAUUGGUUGGUGAACGUUACGAAGGUCCACUUGAAGAGGUUGGGAGAGAAAACGAACUUGAUUCUCAACCACUGCGUACUGAUGUCAAUGUGUAUCAUUCUGGACUCAGUGAACCAUCACGAAACAGACGCUUCAAGUUCUUCACUUGGGCUAGACAUGAAGGAGAGGAAGAGGUCGGCGAUCAAGAUCCAGCUGGCUACAAAUUCGAUCAUACGCCUUACGAAGGUCCUCUCGACGAGACUAGCAAGUUUAACGAGAUCCAAACUGAACCGUUAGCCAGUCAUGUCACUAAAUAUCAUGGAGGCGAAUCUGUCGUUAAAGGCGACGAGGAAGAAGUGCACGAAGAACCUUAUGAUAAACAAACUGCGAUCAUUCACCUUCGCACUAAAGAAGAAGAACCUCAAGUUGAGGAGUUGAAACAAGCUAAAGCUCCAAAACAGCCGAAGGAAAAGAAGCCAAAGAAAGACAAAGAUCAAGAGUCAUCAUUCUUUGGUAUUUUCAAACACAAAGAUCGCAAGCCACAAGAAGAAGGUCACGUUUCAACCCCGUCAACGUCAUCAUACCCAUUGGUUGGUGAACGUUACGAAGGUCCACUUGAAGAGGUAGGGAAAGAAAACGAACUUGAUUUUCAACCACUGCGUACUGAUGUCAAUGUGUACCAUUCUGGACUCAGUGAACCAUCACGAAACAGACGCUUCAAGUUCUUCACUUGGGCUAGACAUGAAGGAGAGGAAGAGGUCGGCGAUCAAGAUCCAGCUGGCUACAAAUUCGAUCAUACGCCUUACGAAGGUCCUCUCGACGAGACUAGCAAGUUUAACGAAAUCCAAACUGAACCACUAGCGAGUUAUGUCAAAAAAUAUCAUGAAGGGUAUAAAAAAGAUGAUGCGAAAAAAGGGCAUCUUGGAGUCGAAGUCAAAAUUACUGAAAGAGCUUCAGGGUCUGAAGAAGAAUCGGGAAAAAGAACAGCCGUUAUUCAUUUGAAAGACAUAACAAAUACAGGGGAUGAACAUGUGAAGAAAGCUCAUAACAAGAGUAAAACGGCAAGAGAUCGGGAUUACAAACUGUUUGGAUUGUUUAAGGGUCGAACAAAUACUGAAGACUCACAGAGUGCCUUUAAAAACUAUCCGUCAAUGUCAUACGAUGGACCAGUAGAUCAGCUAAUACCAAGAAAAGAUAUGGCAACUACUGACAUUAACGAAUUCGCGAGUUUGUAUCACCGUGGCCAAUACUCACCUCGUUCUUAUAGGAAAGGUUUGGCUAUUUUACACUUGAGAAAGUUGGAAGAACGAAGAACUGCUUCAGAUGACCUAGACGGUAGACCUAAAGAGACCGUUAAGUCUGUGUUUGGAAGAAAACGGAAGCGUCAAGAUCGUGGAUGGCUACAAUCGAUUGUCCGCGCCAGACGAGGUGAUCAUUCAGAGUUGUCGGCUGGAUAUGUUUGCAAUGACCAGUCGAUCUUUAACCAAGGAAAGAUGGUCAAUGACCUGAACGUGGACGUUUUCUUGAAACGGGAAAUGCAGUCAUCUUAUGAGGUUGAGGUUUUGUUCCGAGACACGAAGACUUCUCGCUUUGAGCCUCUGUUUAAUCGACGUGGCCCUGUGUUUCUACCGAAGUCGUUGUUGGACGAGACCAACGAGAACGUGGAAUUGAAAUUGCGUGAAAUCGGAAAUAAGAGGUCGGGGCGGGGCGCUGAGGCGGGCGCGACGGCGUUAAACGGUGCGGGUCCUUUGGGAGCACAGGAUGAUAGUGAUGAAGCGGACGAGAGUUCAUUGGCCUCUCAACCCGUUACGAGUAACGGCGCAGGCACCAAACGCUUCCGGCAUCGACGUGCCGAGCCUACCGAUCAGGCCAAGAAGCGGAAAAUGGCGGCCAACAAAUCAGCCAAAGAAGGAACGCGCGUCUCUCUGUUUUCUUCGCUACGUCGCCAGAUUUCACAGGUUUCUAUUACUUCUAUUUGAAUGUUUUGUUUGUGCAAUUUUGUUACCUUUUUGGUAUUUAUGUUGUUCUUUCUUGUAUUUUUCUUUUCCGCUUGCUUCACGGCAGAAUUUCCAUUUUUCUGAUGAAACAGCCGUAUUACUAACAUUUUAAGAUUAAAAACGCUUUUGCUUAAAGAAAAUUAAUAAUGCUUGAAGCGAUUUUGCGAUGGUUAUUUGGUUCGAGACAAAGCGACGUAAUGUUAGUUGGUUUUUGUAGCUGUAUAGUUUAUUUCGUACUUGAUAAUUAUUGUAAACUCGGUCAUGUUGGCUGUUUUUGCAUUGUAGUCACGACGUUGGUUUUUAAUCUUUGUUACGUUCUAGUUUCAAAUUUUAUGUCAUUUUAGUGUUAGCUAUAGUAACCUUUAUUUAUCAUAGAGUUGUCUAUUGUAAUCCUAACGUUAAUUAGCGUAACUGUAAACGUCAUGUGAUUGUGAUUGAGCUUGCUUGCUUUCCUAUUGUAAUAUGCGAUUGUGUUGUAGGCGCGGGGGCGUCUUAAUUUCCUUUUUUGGUGAUAUGGUUGGCCUCAUUUUUGGUUUCGGCGGCUCGGAAGUUGGUGUCGGAGAUGGCGGAUUGCUGUGCACGGCGUACUUUUAAUUUGUAGCUCUGUUAUUUUUGGUUGCAUUCCCACUAAUUAAUUGCUUGUUGAUAUGCAACUUGGCCUUUGAAUUCGUUUAAUUUUGUUUUUUUUUCAGUUUUCCUCCAAAGACAAAAAGUCGAAGAAAAGCUCCAAACAGGACUCGGCAUCGUCGUCGGAUUCAGACUCCGAGAUUGAAGUCGAGGAACGGCACAUUGCCCAGAACGAUAAGGUAGGUGAAAGUUUUUUGGAUUUUAAUGUUAGUAGAGGAUGGUGGUACUAAGUUGGUUCAAAAGUUUUUGGAUUGAUAUUUUGGAUUUUUUAUUUUUUUUUAAAUCCGAAAACUUUUGGGCAAAUUUAGUCAACUCUUACUGACGGUUUAUUAUGGUACCGUAUGUUUUUUUGAUGGUACUUUUUUUGGUUUUUAUCGAUGGUACGUUAGUUAAAGUUUGGUUUUAGUACUACUUGGUUAUUUACUAGUAGUACCACUCUGUUUGCCAAUCCCGCAUUGGUGUCAUUAGAUUUUGAAAGUCUAGACAAACUCCGCCCAAGCCUUUGAAUUACUUUUUUACCAGAGUUGUGUCUCGGUCUUUUUGACAGCACGUUUCCCACUUUUUUUUCACUUUUUUUUGUUUUUUUUUCAGUCUAGAUUUUAGUUUUUUAGUCCAAACUUUUUGAUUUUUGUUUAAAACUGUAAUUCGCAGAAUUCUGGGGAAUCCCCAAUCGGCCAGACGAUGAGUCUGGGCAAAACGAACGACCAGGGCUCGGCGGGACCUUACUCGCCCGCCAACGACUGUGAGCACGGCCCGGUGAUACGGUCGGAGCGGCUGGAGCACGUCUACCGUAUCUCCGGGACCGGCGCUCCGCCACGAAUCGACCCCAACGACCCGGUUGGUGAUACCGUUUUGUUUGUGGUGCUGUUUUGAUGGUUGCUUUGAGUGCGACUAAAGUUUUGGAGAUUUUCUUUUUUUGGCCAACCAAAAAACAAAAAAUGCCCUGGGGAAAAGUUUAUCUUUUUGCGUUCUGGAAUAUAACUAUAGGCUGUAUAAAUGUGUAUAUAAACAAUCGGAUACGAUUAAUCCUCCGGUUUUGGUCACGGAAAUUAUGGGACACGGAAAAACAAGUUUUUGAAGCAUUUUUAAAAUUUAAAUUUAAAAAAUUCAAUUUUUCUUACAUAGAAUGAGGUUUUGAACCAAAAAUGUGAAAAUUUAGCUAAAUUCGUUUAAAAAGGGCAUAGUUAUGUGUCGCAGUAUUAAAAACAUCAAAUUUUUAAAAAUGUAAAAAUAACUGCUUUUUGACCAAAAAUUAGUAAAAGUGGACAAAUAAGAAGAGUUGCGAUGUUGUGUCUAACCUCAUAUUACUUAACUAACUUAUGUUUAUUCAGUCUUUAUUGAACACGUUGACUAAAUGUGUUCAGAACAACGAGGAACUGCCCAAGGUGCGACUGAUCGCUCGCCAACUGGAGAUUGAGCAACACGAGCCCGGACCCAACUAUCAAGAGGCGAGUCCCAAACCGUCGUUUGCUUGGCCUAAUGUACGCGAACUGCACCGUUAUUUCAGCCACCUGAAGGUGAUGGACUCGGCUUCAUCGCUGCGACGACGUCUGUCUCCACGCUCCGUCUAUAAGUGUGAAAGCGUGUGUUGUCUUUUUUUGUUUGUUUUGUUUACCGUAACACUCGUACUGUAUUUGCACUAGUUUUGUUGUUUUUGUUGGGCAGGUGUUUUUGUAGGAUAGAGAGGUGGUGGUGUAUAUUUUGGUAGUUUUGGCUAGUAUUUUUGUCACUAAAACGUAGUUUAUGCCCCUCCUUGUACCCUCAAAAACUCUGCCAGUUUUGUUUAAUAUGUUUGCACUUUUAUUAUGUUUUAUUAUUAACACUUUGUUGUAACUUGUACUAGACCUCGUAUAACCUUAGUCUUUUGUAAAAUAAAUGUAUAUACAGCUGCUGUUUGGCAACGUAACCAUUCUGCUUAUCAUUAUGCUGAUCAUAUCUGUGUGAAGAAGGAGGUAUAACUAUGCUUGUUUUAGGAAACCGCACCCCCACACUCUACGCUACAAAGCUGGCACGAGUCCGAAAUCAGUCCAGAACACGUUGUGACUGAAACUGACGAACACGGAAAUGUCAUCAAGUAGGCUUUGAAUUGAAAAAGUUAAAAGAGGUUUUGCAGUUUGAUUUUUUUGAAGUUUGGAGGGGUUUGGGAUUUUAAAUUAUUUUUUAAGUGUUUUCAAAAUUGAUAUUGUUUUCGUGGUGGGACCAAAAUUAGAAAAUAAGUAAAUGAGAAACAAAGGCUUGCGUUAUAAAAUCAAAAUUAGCUUUACUUCUCUAUUAUUUAAUAAUUGUCAAUUUCAGGAAGACGAUCAAAACCUCUCACGAGACCCACACCAUCCAGAAGCAGUCGUAUCAAACCUUUGCCCUUGGAGAUUCGACCAAUGAGGUGAUUACCAAGCACUAACACUUGUCUUCUAGUCAUCACUAACACGUCUGUCUAGUCUUUACAUUUCGUGACAUUAAACCACUAAUUAUCAAUUUUUCUCAUUUUUUUAUUUUGUUUGUGUCAUACUGUUCGAUUUUGUGAUGACAAUGCUUAAUGUUGUCAUUUAUUGUUUACUUUAUGGAUUUACAUGACAACAAUAUCUGGUGUCUUACAGUGAGUUGCUUUUGCCUGUCAAAAGGUCGGUUUUUAUGUUUAUGUCUAUGGGUUUUACUGUGGUAAGUAGGUACACAAUUAUGUGCUCUACAACAAUAAUAUGGUCUGUUUUAUUUGUUAUAGUUUUUGCACAAAUAUGUGCAAUAACUUUUACUUUUUCAAAUUGUACUUUUAUUUAAUAUACUUUAUAUAUGUCUAUAUUACCUGACACAUUAACACUAUUACUCUUUUACUAACUUUAUUUCACCCUGGGUUCCUUAAUAGUGCUAACAUUAUCUAAUUUUAGACGAGUGGUGUAAACAGUAUUGAGAACGCGCUGGAAACGAUAAAGUCAUCAUCCAAGUCCACCUUCCCCACAGCAGCGACACAUGCCCAAACUCGUGUGUUGGUGUACGGGAAGGACGGAGAACAAGAGCCUACGGAUAUCACCUACGAAGAAGACCAGGUGGUGCAAUCUAAGGUUGUCACGACCGGCAACAGAACCAUUGAGACCAUUACUGUAGGUUUUAUUUCAUUGCUCAUACCGUAACCGAAAGAUUGUUAUUUUGAAAAAUUUUAAUGUUUUUUGGCAUGGCAAUUAUAAUCUUCAAAGUAUUUAUUUUUGACUCCAUUAUAUGAACAGUUUUAUUUUCAUACUAAUGACUAACAAUAACAUAUUUCAGUACAAAACAGUGAAAGAUGGAGUGGUCAGCACGAAUGUUGAACACAGAGUAACCAUCCAAGGCCCUGAAGUCGAUCAUGAAGCUGUAAGUUUCUAUUCGUUUAGUCAGAAAGUUGGCAGGAUUACUGAGGGUUAAAAGUAUUGUUUGUGUAAAAUAGGGCUUUUGAAAACUGAUUUUAACUUCCAAUUUUAAAUUAUUUCAUUUCAGGAACUACGAAAAGCCAUCAUCGAAGCUACAGGCCUGAAUCCGCGCUACGAAGUUCAACGCGUGGAAGUGAAACAAGAACGAUUGGCCUAA
Molecule: messenger RNA, 27507 nt
Organism: Bursaphelenchus okinawaensis
Lineage: Eukaryota; Metazoa; Nematoda; Chromadorea; Rhabditida; Aphelenchoididae
Source: the annotation of a GenBank genome assembly